AGGCAGAACCUGCCUUUUGCCUUGAACAGGGCUGGUGCGUCCGCAGUCAACAAUGCACCUGUAUUUCUGCCACACCUGGUUGUGCAAUGCCACGUCUAAGGGCCGUUGAGCAGCGAAAGCGGAAACACCUCCGCUCCGGCUGGGGACGCUCAGACCCACCCACCGAGAGACUCCCAGUCGGUUGGCAGCCCCACGGCCGGCCCAGCCUGGGCCUCUGCGCGGGGCUGCGCGGGGCCGCCCCUUCCUCUGUGCUCCACCACCUUGGGGUCGGGGAGGCCAGGCAGCAGCCAGGCAGCCAUGGCGGAGCCUGAGGCUGCGCCAGACGACCUGGACGCCCUCAUCGGGGACAUGGACUACCUCCCUGGCCACUUCCACCUGGAGAUGCAGCUCAACUUCGAGCCGUGCUCACCGGCCCCGCUGCGCGCCCGGGACCUGCAGCUCCAGCGCGAAGGCGCGCGGAGGGAGCUGGAGCUGGCCACCGGCCCGCAGCGGCCCGCGGUGCAGCACCUCCUUGGCGUCUUCGCCUUCUACCUGGAGGAACUGGACGAGGCCCGCGAGCGCUUCCUCGAGGUGGCCCGCGAGGACCCGGGUAACCUCAACGCCUGGGCCAACCUGACACACGUGUAUGGCCGACUGGGACAAGAGCAAGAGGAGGAGGCGUGUGCCGCACGACUGGCCGGUCUCAUGGGUCUGGACGAGAACCCCGAGGCCAGCGGGGCCGAGGCUCUGCGGGCCGCGCGCUGCCUGGCUGAGCAGGGCUACGCGCACGGCUUCGAUGUGGGCUGCGCCAGCCUGCAGGAGCGCGCCCGCGUGCUGGUGGCCGGCCUCGCACUCUACGACAAGGCGCUGGGCUAUGGGCAGCAGAUCCCUGCGGAGGAGAAAAGGGGCUGGUACUUCACCAUGGCAACGCUCUUCAUCAGGCUGGACAGCAUCUUCCUGGAGCUGGGCGGCGAGGAGCAGAAGAGGCUUCCUGCCUUCAACCGCACGCUGGCUCUGCUCCAGCAAGUGCUCAAGGCUUCCAACCCCGGCCAGCGAGCUCUGGCCUGGUGCUAUCUCGGGAUGCUGCUGGAGAGAAAGGACACCUUCUCCACCACCCCCAUGGGCAUCCACGACUGUGGGUACUCAGGCACCGACCCCCUGGACUGCUUUGGCAAGGCCAUCGAGAUUGCCAAGGACCGACCUCUCAUCCUCAAUCGCCUGGCCAAAAUCUUCCACUUCCUAGGAAAGCAGGACAUGGCCAUUGGAACCUGUAACAUGGCCCUGGACGUCCUAGGAGAUCCAGAGCUCAACUGGCAGGCAUACUGCACAAGGGCCAAGAUCCACACCACAGCCUACCUGCAUGACCUGGAGCGGGCCAAGGCAGGGCUCGGAGGCAUGCCUGACAGGAGCCACCUGGCCCACGCUAAGGCUGACCUCGAGCAAGUGGUCAGAGUGUGCCCAGGGCUCAGGACCUACCUAGACAUUGGCCAGGUCUACUACUACAUGGGUGUGGACGCCGUGCAGGAGCUGCUGGCGGUGGACGAGGCAGCCCUAAACCAGGCCCUGGUCUUCCUAGCCAAGGCCGGCGAGUCGGAGCUGGGCGCCGCGCUACCAGAGCUGCAGCUGCUGCGUGGCAAGUGCCUGCGCAUCAAAGGUGAGGACGCCAACGCGGCGGCCUGCUUCAAGCGCGCCGUGGAGCUGGACGACGCAGGCUCCAGCCGCCCCGAGGGCUUCGGCUGCCUGCUCGAGGCGCUGCUGGCACAGUGGAGCCAGGCGCAGAUGAGCGACGGCGAGCUGGGCUGCGAGGUGGACGCCUGGCUGCGCCGCGCCCAGGGCAAGUACCCCGCUGCCAGCCUGCGCCAGGAGCUGCAGCGCGUGUGGCGCGGCCACACCGGAGAGGUGCUGGGGAUGGCCCGCGCCUUGGUGGCACAGGGGCGGCUGGCGCUGGUGCGGCUGCUGUUCGAGACCAUGGAGCUCGCACGAGAUGGCGCAGGGGAACAGCGAGGCCGCCGGGCCUGCUCGGUGUGAGCCGCUAGCCCGGAGGCCAGACCCCGCCCCCCGCCGGCGAGGCCCCGCCCCGUGCCUCAGGUGAUUGGGCCCGCCCUGCCAUCGGCUUGUAAGCGGAGCCAAUCAGAUUGUUUUUCAGGAAUUGUGAAUGGGGACUUUGAAACCUUGGCACUCCAAAGGCCAAAUGUGGCCGAAGGACCUGAUUCCAGAUGGCAAAGGACUCUGGAAACCGGCACGAGGCCACUAGAAAACUGACAGGGGAGGGACAGAAUUAAGAUGACUGCGAGUCUGCUGAGAGGAACAGAAGAGGGUUGCCUCGGUCAUAGCGGUUUUCUAGUCCCUGCGCCCACAUUCCUGCCUUUGCAUUCUCAGAGCCAAGCUCUGUUGAGCCCUGGAGAGCAGGGUGGGGCUGGGUACCCAGGCCCGCUCCUACCUGUUUUCCUGCGGGCCUCAUUUCCAUCAGCAUGGCCUGAAAAGACUUCCACAGUCCUUAAAAUAAAGCCCACCCACAGAACCUCUA
Cavia porcellus (domestic guinea pig) is the source of this 2506-nucleotide messenger RNA. It is a transcript of the gene Ttc22, whose product is annotated as tetratricopeptide repeat domain 22. NCBI's taxonomy places the organism in Eukaryota, Metazoa, Chordata, Mammalia, Rodentia, Caviidae. The record is from RefSeq and is a predicted model, not a curated record. The coding region runs from base 298 to 2007 and encodes 569 amino acids. Gene Ontology annotation, molecular function: protein binding. The transcript has 7 exons.